AUGGGCGACUUCGACUCGGUUGUAGGACUGGUAAAAGUCAAAGAGGCCAGCGACAUUGAGGAGAAGCUGAACGAGGUGGAGCGGCUGCUGAAGAGUGCGAUCCACAUGCCGUGCAAAUAUUCCAGAUCCGAGGUCAUGCUAACCUUCUUCGAGCGCUCGCCUCUGGACCAGGUGCUGAGGAACGACAAAGUCCACCGGAUACAGCCCUGUUUCCAGAGCCCCAUCAACAUCUCAGAAAUCAUGAGGUCCAAUGGUUUCUGUUUGGCAAACACAGAAACCAUCGUGUUUGACCAGAGUCCAGAGGAGAAGGAGCGACCGUCAUCCACAGACUCCACAGAAAACACAUUCGAGGAUGGUCCAGACUUGUUGCCGUUGGAGACAGAGCUGUGUGAGGAUGAUCCCGAGGCCUACGUCACUAACCUCUCUUACUACCACCUGGUUCCCUUCGAGACGGACAUCCUGGAAUGA
This is a messenger RNA of Knipowitschia caucasica, 468 nucleotides long. The record is from the annotation of a GenBank genome assembly. NCBI's taxonomy places the organism in Eukaryota, Metazoa, Chordata, Actinopteri, Gobiiformes, Gobiidae.